AUGGCAGAAGCAUUCAAAUUCAAAUUACUUCAAUCCACUCCUUACUAUGCUCAAGCUAAUGGACAGGCAGAAUCAAGUAACAAGGUGAUCAUCAACAUUAUUAGAAAAAUGCUUGAGAAAAAUCCAAAGCAAUGGCAUGAGAAGUUAUUAGAAACUCUGUGGGCAUAUAGGACUUCAAAGAGAGAAGCAACUGGCAUGGCCCCAUAUGCUCUAACUUAUGGUCAUGAUGCAAUUCUGCCUAUGGAAAUAGCAGUCCAAUUGCUCAGAAUUGCUCAACAACACAAUCUGACUGGAGAAGACUACUCUCAAGCCAUGUUGCUAGAACUGGAAGGAUUAGAUGCAAGUAGAAUUGAUACCCUCAACAAACUCUUAGCAAGAAAACAGGCUGUGUCAAGGGCUUACAAUAAAAGAGUUAAAAACAAGAGUUUUGAAGAGGGAGAGAUAUUCUGGAAAACAGUUCUCCCCUUGGAACACACAUAG
Messenger RNA from Prunus persica (peach), 480 nucleotides. RefSeq lists its product as uncharacterized. NCBI's taxonomy places the organism in Eukaryota, Viridiplantae, Streptophyta, Magnoliopsida, Rosales, Rosaceae. The transcript has a single exon. Gene Ontology annotation, molecular function: nucleic acid binding. The record is from RefSeq and is a predicted model, not a curated record. Gene Ontology annotation, biological process: DNA integration. Bases 1 to 480 code for a protein of 159 amino acids.